UGCACGCCCAGAGUCCCUCCCGAUAGCAGAUGCCUUAGCUGUGGAGCCGCGUUCCCCUUUCUCAGUCCUUCCCCCGACCAUAUAAGGCGCGGCAGCUGCUGCGGAUCCCCGGGAUCUAAAGAUAGCGGCCCCUGCCUGGGACUCCAAAGGCCACCAGGGCCCCGGAGCCGCCAUGGCACGGCAGCAUGCCCGGACCCUGUGGUACGACAGGCCCAAGUAUGUGUUCAUGGAGUUUUGCGUGGAGGACAGCACCGAUGUCCAUGUGCUCAUUGAGGAUCACCGCCUUGUGUUCAGCUGUAAGAAUGCCGAUGGGGUGGAGCUGUACAAUGAGAUUGAGUUCUAUGCCAAGGUGAACUGCAAGGACUCCCAGGAUAAGCGCUCUAGCCGCUCCAUUACUUGCUUUGUGAGAAAAUGGAAGGAGAAGGUAGCCUGGCCCCGGCUCACCAAGGAGGACAUCAAGCCGGUGUGGCUCUCUGUAGACUUUGAUAACUGGAGAGACUGGGAAGGGGAUGAAGAGGUGGAGCUGGCGCAGGUGGAACAGUAUGCAGAGCUUUUGAAUAAGGUCAGCACCAAGAGAGCGCCCCCCACCAUGGAUGACCUGGAUGAUGACUCUGACAGUGCCGACGCACCAAGCACCUAACCGAGUGACAGCAGAGCCGGAGCAGAGCGCUCUGAAAAGCCAGGGUUGGGGCCUGUGUGAGCUCUUCACCCCAAGGGCCUCUGGGAUCGCUGCUCUUUAGCAAGGGUCCCCCCUUGCACUUCCUGUUGUCUUCAGAGGCGCUGGACUUGGGCACCGCAUCGGAUGGCAGGAUAGGGGAGGAAGGGGCUGGUGGGCGCCUGGUCUCCUCUUAAUCCAUUUACAAUCUCUGUGUUGGGGCCGCUCCAUUGUUUGACUGUUUGGUGUACACAGCUGUGCAAAAACCAAAGAAGAAAGAAGAAAGGUGGAUGGUAACAAAUCUCUCGUACGCGUGUGUGUGGCAGAGAACCAAGUGGGUGAUAAUAAAUCUGCGGGAACUGUUCUGCCUCUUUGUUUUGUACUUGUCUUUCCUAGGAGUGAGGCUUUUCCCUCUCUAGGGCUUCUCUCAAGAGGGUGGGGAGAUUUAGAAAGUCUGAGCUUUCACUGUUGAGGUUGGAGGAAGAGUGAUGUUGCAGACAGGCUUGUAACCAAACUGGGGGACUUCCUCUCGCCCAGAUCUGUGCUCUGAUUUCUCGCAGCUAGUACUGUCAUCCCUCGGACCACCCACCCUGGCUUCCUGCACGCUCCAGAAAUCUCUCUAUAAUUUUCUUUAAUGUCUGUGCGUGUUUAUUCCUCCUACAACAGCCACUUUACCAUCCACAUUUCUUGAGUGCCUGAUGUGCACAAAGUACUGUGACGUAAGAUGCAGUGCCCACAGACUGCUCUGGGACGCACAGAAAGUACUGGCAUUUAUUGGAAGAGUGCACUUUGAAACUUAUGUAAGCUGGAUAUGACAUAGCUUAAAAAAUAAACUAUAUAGAAGGGUAUACCACUUUCCUUUAAAGAUUUAUUUUAUUUGAAAGGCAGAGUUCUGGGGGGGGGGAGAUAAAGAACGAUAAAGAUAUAAAAUAUAAAGUAAAAUUUGCAGUAUGCUAGUUGGGGCUGAUAACUGUCAAUGGUUUUAUCUGCUACAUACUAUAGUGUAUUAUAAUACAAUAUCAUAGGGCCCACACUGUGGCGUAGUGGGUAAAUCUGCCGCCUGCAGUGCCGCCAUCCAAUUUGGGUGCUGGUUCUAGUCCCGGCUGCUCCACUUCUGAUCCAGCUCUCUGCUAUGGACUGGGAAAAUAGUAGAAGAUGGCCCAAGUCUUUGGGCUUCUGCACCUGCGUGGACAACCUGGAAGAAGUUCCUGGCUCCCGGCUUCGGAUCGGCGCAGCUCUGGCUGUUGCGACCAAUUGAGGAGUGAACCAGCGGAUGGAAGACCUCUCUCUCUCUGCCUUUCCUUCUCUCUCUGUGUAAC
Messenger RNA from Lepus europaeus (European hare), 1974 nucleotides. It is a transcript of the gene PTGES3L, whose product is annotated as prostaglandin E synthase 3 like. NCBI's taxonomy places the organism in Eukaryota, Metazoa, Chordata, Mammalia, Lagomorpha, Leporidae. Gene Ontology annotation, biological process: chaperone-mediated protein complex assembly; protein folding. The record is from RefSeq and is a predicted model, not a curated record. Gene Ontology annotation, molecular function: protein-folding chaperone binding; Hsp90 protein binding. Gene Ontology annotation, cellular component: cytosol; nucleus. The coding region runs from base 173 to 640 and encodes 155 amino acids. The transcript is spliced from 7 exons.